This is a messenger RNA of Maniola jurtina (meadow brown), 917 nucleotides long. Its product is annotated as cold and drought-regulated protein CORA-like. The transcript has 3 exons. Bases 103 to 420 code for a protein of 105 amino acids. The record is from RefSeq and is a predicted model, not a curated record. NCBI's taxonomy places the organism in Eukaryota, Metazoa, Arthropoda, Insecta, Lepidoptera, Nymphalidae.
ACCGCGUUGUAUUAUUAUAAAGGCCGGGGGAGGGUUGUACGUCGCCAUAAUUCGUGAGAUUAACGAACUAACCGCGCGUGUUUACUUAAAACAAAUAUAAAUAUGUACAAGUUCACGAUUGUGGUGUUAGCGCUAGUCGCCGUUGCAGCCGCCAACCCAGGUUAUGGUGGACAUGAAGAGUACGGGCACGGCGGCUACGGGCACGGCGGCGGCUAUGGGCACGGCGGAUCUGAACAUGGGCACGGUGGGCAUGGGCAUGGCGGAUAUGAACAUGGUCACAGCAGCCACGGCGGAUUCGGCCACGGCAGCCACGGAGGCCACAGCAGCCACGGAGGUCACGGCAGCCACGGAAGUCACGGCAGCCACGGUCAUCACGGUAGCCAUGAAGACAGUCAUGAAGAUAGCCAUGAACAUUAUUAAAGACGUGGAUUCGGAUUUUAUUAAAUAGAUUUAUCUAAUUAUAAUUGUAUAGGUAUAAAAAUGCCGUCUCCGUCAUUUGAAACAAACUCGGGCAUUGAUGCGACGCAAUGGAUAAUUAUUUAUCGUAAGGGCCGAAAUGUCUUUUCGCCCGCGCGUUUGGUUCUUCAGUCAAUCGUUUAUUUCUUUCGCUGUAAAAAAGAAUAUUUUACAACCUGGCCACCUUUGUCUUGAAGCCUUUGUUACUUAUUUAAAAAAAAUAUUCUCAUAAAAUGUAAACUAGGUACCUACCUUUUUUAUUAUUGUGCAAUAUCAAGAUUAACUACAUUGUGUUACGUAACAAUAUCCCAAGAGAUGAGGAAGAAUUCAUGUGAUUUUUAAAGAAACCAGUUCAGAUGGGAACGCCAAAAUGCCAUUUUAAUAAAAAUAUAUUAUCGUUGUACAUAUUAAGUAAAUAACAAAUAUUUAAUAGACACUUUUAUUAUAGCUAUAAGACCUUA